Molecule: messenger RNA, 924 nt
Organism: Coniophora puteana RWD-64-598 SS2
Lineage: Eukaryota; Fungi; Basidiomycota; Agaricomycetes; Boletales; Coniophoraceae
Product: glycoside hydrolase family 16 protein
Exons: 3
Coding region: 1-924 (307 amino acids)
Biological process (GO): glucan catabolic process
Molecular function (GO): hydrolase activity, hydrolyzing O-glycosyl compounds
Source: RefSeq, a predicted model, not a curated record
AUGGCCGGCUCCGCUCUCGCCAACACCUACACCCGCUCUGACAACGUCGUCGGUGACGGCUUCUUCGACUUCUUCUCCUGGGAGAACAUCGCCGACCCCACCACCGGCCGUGUCGUCUACCUCGACCAGGCCACUGCCAAGACCGACAACCUGUCGUACACCAAGGGCAACUCGUUCGUCAUUGCCGCUGACUCGACCACCACCCUCUCUGCCUCCGGCCCUGGACGUAACUCUAUUCGCAUCAAGUCGAACAAGACUUACAAGACCCACGUCGUCAUCUUCGACGUUGCGCACAUGCCCGAGGGCUGCGGUACCUGGCCCGCUCUCUGGGAGACCAACGAGUCCACCUGGCCCAACGGCGGCGAGAUCGACAUCGUCGAGGGCGUGAACAACAAGGGCCCUAACCAGUCGACGAUCCACGCCGGCCCCAACUGCGCUAUCCCCGCCUCGGGCGGCCCGCAGAUCCUCGGCACGAUUGCGACCACGGACUGCAACUCGAACGACAACGGCAACGCCGGCUGUGGCAUCACGUACAACUACGACCCGAACUCGAUCUUCUCCGGGUUCAACAGCGUCGGUGGCGGCUUCUACGCCAUGGAGCGCACCGACACCCAGAUCAACGUCUGGUUCUGGGAGCGCAGCGCCUCGGGCAUCCCCGCAGGCGUCUCCUCGCCCGGCGACAGCAUCGACACCUCCAACUGGGGUACCCCCGCUGCCGCGUUCCCCAGCACGUCGUGCGACUUCUCGUCGUUCACGGACCACAACAUCAUCGCGAACAUCGACUUCUGCGGUGCCUGGGCCGGCUCGGCCGACGUGUACUCGGCGUCGGGCUGCCCGUCUACCUGCGUUGACUACGUCAACAACAACCCGUCCGCGUUCACGAACGCGUUCUUCGAGUUCAACGCGAUCAACGUCUACCAGUAA